UUCUACAGGCCGGAAGUCAAAAUUGUAGUUGUUUUAGUCUGUGGGUGACACAGGAAAAUAUUUCUACCAAUAUUUUGACUGGAAACAAAUUUAAACGAGCCCACUCUGUUCUACAACAUCAUUGCACCUUUGGACAUUCUCAGUUUUUAGAUUUGGACAGACUAUUCACCAAACUGACACGAUGCAUGGAAGGGUAAAGCUGAAGUCCACUGCACAGCAGGAGGAAGAAAAAAGAAAAGAGAGAGAGAAAAAACUCAAGAUUUAUGUCACUGCACGGGAUGCUGUCUUUGCCAAGAGGAAGAAUGGUAUGUUGGAUGAUGAAGCCCUACUGUUGACCCAGCAGCUGCUUUCCUCCAAUCCUGAUGUUGCCACUCUCUGGAACUACAGGAGAGAGAUUCUUUUGCAUUUGGAGACUAUACGGGAGGAAGUUGAUGUGCAGAAGAUGUAUGAGGACGAGCUGUCAUUUCUGGAGUCGUGUCUUAAGGUGAAUCCCAAGUCGUAUGGCAGCUGGCACCACCGAGGCUGGGUCUCCGCCCGCCUUCCCAGACCAGACUGGACCAGAGAACUGGGCCUGUGUGAUCGCUGCCUCAGUCUGGAUGACCGCAAUUUCCACUGCUGGGACUACCGCCGGAUGGUUGUGAAGAUGUCCGGGGUGCCUGUGGACCAGGAGCUGCAGUUCACUGACCGUCUCAUCGGUUCCAAUUUCUCCAACUACUCCAGUUGGCACUACCGGAGCACCCUCCUUCCCCUGCUCCACCCUGAGUCACCGGAGCCCCCGUCGCCCUGCCACCAGACCCAUCACUCUCCUCCAACCUCCCCUCAGAGUCACUCCCACCGUGUCUGUGAGGAGCAGCUGCUCAAAGAGUAUGAGCUUGUACAGAAUGCCUUCUUCACCGACCCCAAUGACCAGAGUGCCUGGUUCUAUUAUAGAUGGUUACUAGGCAGAGCUGAGCGGGAGGAGAUGAUUAGUUGUGUGUUUGUAAGCAGAGAGGAGGAGAGAGUGGCCGUAGCCUUUUCCAGACCUGUCAAUGUUUCUUCUAGUGGUCUGAUGCUGGUGCUGGAUGGUCAGCCCCAGCGGGUGGAAUGGAGGAGUGUCCAUCCUAGCUUUAAACACAGCCCUGUCUGCAUCUGCGAGCUUCCUCCAGGGACAAUCAGCGACAUCACUAACGAGCACAACCUGACUGUGCACUGGACGGAGAAACACACGCACAGAGACUGUGCCCUGUACACAGGUCGGUCUGUGAGUUGGUGCAGGGAUUCGGCAACUGACCAGGAGCUUUUCAGGAGUGAGCUGUCAGUCGAGAAAACCUCUGUGUUGCAGUCGGAGCUACAGUCCUGCAACCAACUGCUGGAACUGGAGCCUCAGAACAAAUGGUGCUUGCUGACCAUCAUUCUCCUCAUGAGGGCACUAGAUCCACUAGGAUACGAGAGAGAGACCCUUUCUCACUUCCAGACACUUAAGGAGGUGGACCCUAUGCGUGGCGCGUAUUAUGGUGACCUGUGCAGCAAGUUUAUGAUCGAGAACACCAUCCUCAAGAUGGAGUAUGCAGAGGUCCGGGUCUUCAGUCUCUCUGACAAGAACCUGACCACACUAUGUCACCUGGACCAGCUGCUGUUGGUCACUCAUAUCAAUCUCUCAUCCAAUCAGCUGCUGAGGCUUCCUCCUCAGUUUGCCAUGCUGCAGUGCCUUGAGGUCUUGGAGGCUGAUAACAAUGCCAUUGAGAAUUUGGAAGGACUGUACCAUCUUCCUAAGUUGGAGGACGUGUCCUUAAAGAACAACAAAUUAUCCAGACUCUCAGACCUGCAACCGCUGGCUUCCUGCCCAAAGCUGACCCGCCUUGAUCUCCGUAGGAACCCUGUCACCCAGCUGGUCAAUAUAGAGUCCGAGUUGGCUGAGCUACUGCCCUCAGUCACUGAUCUCCUGCUCUGAUUGGACAGAGUUACAACUCCUUCUAAAUUUAGACACAGAUCUAUCACAUCUUAAUUGUAAGCAUAACAUUUCAAUUGAGGGAAAUGUGAAAACUAACAUUAACUUCCUACUUUUCCGGCAUAUCAUUAUCAGCUGUGCUUGUUUUUGUGUGUCCAGGAUAGAGGACAUGCAUGUAUAUGAGAGGCAGGGUUUAAAAAAAUAAAUAAAUUGCCUCUUUACUACUAUUUAUUUCACGUAUGUGUGUGUCAGGGUCAUAGAGACCACCACUUGUUUUAAUACCUGAUAACAUAGGACCAUCAACCAGAGACCUCACUAAACACAUCUAAAACCUGUGUUUGUAUAUUCAGUAUGUGUCACUUGUGAGUCUGUUGGCGUGGACAUGGAUGUCCGCGUGUUUGUGUGUGUGUACACUUACAUAGUUCAGUAAUAAAAACUGCAUGCAGAUUCUCUGAUGGGGUACUGUGUGAGUGAGCAUGUUGGGAAUGUGGCUUUUAGCAAGCAACGAAACGGCUUCUGGAUGGUGAUUGCCGGAACAGACAUCGAUCUGAUAUUGCAAUCUAGUUAAUAUAUGUGGCUGUAUUUUUUAAAUGGUGAAAACAUUUAUGAAAUGAAUCUAUACUAUUAAAUUAAAUGUGAAGGACUGUUCCACUAAUAAAACAACUCAUUGCAUUCUCA
This is a messenger RNA of Esox lucius (northern pike), 2605 nucleotides long. It is a transcript of the gene rabggta, whose product is annotated as Rab geranylgeranyltransferase subunit alpha. Bases 182 to 1930 code for a protein of 582 amino acids. Gene Ontology annotation, molecular function: Rab geranylgeranyltransferase activity; protein binding; zinc ion binding. The record is from RefSeq and is a predicted model, not a curated record. Lineage: Eukaryota; Metazoa; Chordata; Actinopteri; Esociformes; Esocidae. The transcript has 17 exons. Gene Ontology annotation, biological process: protein geranylgeranylation. Gene Ontology annotation, cellular component: cytoplasm; Rab-protein geranylgeranyltransferase complex.